AUGAUCCUUCUUCUUAUUCUGGCCAACAUAUCGUUUCUCUUCGGAGCAACCUUUGAGCAAGCGAAAUGCACUCACGCCCUCAAGAUUCUGACCGUCGACCUCGAUGGAGGGGCCAUCGGUUCGGCUAUAGCAGCUGCGUCGAAGAGUUUCCGGGGCGCAGACUUCCCUACAAUUGAAUUUGGUUCGGCUUCAGAAUACUCAACACCGGCGGCGGUCAAGAAUGCUGUAUGUAAGGGAGAUUAUUGGGGUGCAAUCUACAUCAACAAAGGCGCAUCAGAGAAGCUCGCCAGCGUCAUUAGCGGAACUUCAAACACCGCCUACAACGCUGCCGACUCCGUUACCUACACCUACAAUCAAGCUCGGUAUCCCGCGAUAGGCGACUCCGUACUCGCAAGCAAUAUACAAAAGGUCGUGGCCGCAUCGAGAGGUUUCUACUACAAAUCACCCAACGGCACAUCCGCCCUCCGGUCCUUGGACACUGCCAACCUGGCCGCUGUUGCCGCAUACCUGAACCCGAUCUCGUCCACCCCUGAUAUCAUCGGCGCCCAGACGCAAGCCAGCCGUGUCUAUUUCAACACUGUCAAUAUCAUUGUGCCGACCUUAGCCCAACUCUUCUUCAUUCUAACGCUGAACGGUAUCUUCAUGAGCUCCGGUCUCCGUGCCAAGGCGAGGAUCCGUGACGUCUGGCUGCUUCGUUUCGUCGCCGGCAAGGUUUACUGCCCCCUUACUACUCUCACGGUCACUGGUUACAUAUGGGCUUUCAGGGAAAAUUGGGCCGUCAGUGGCCCAGAGCUUGGCAAGUCGUUGCUGGUAUUUUGGCUCUACAUGGACGUACAGUGGCAGGUGUUGGAAUCCGUCUUGGGAUCCAACCUACCCAUGCAAUUCAUGCCUUUCUUCUUCUUGACUUGA
Messenger RNA from Colletotrichum graminicola M1.001, 909 nucleotides. RefSeq lists its product as uncharacterized. Bases 1 to 909 code for a protein of 302 amino acids. The transcript has a single exon. The record is from RefSeq and is a predicted model, not a curated record. Gene Ontology annotation, cellular component: membrane. Lineage: Eukaryota; Fungi; Ascomycota; Sordariomycetes; Glomerellales; Glomerellaceae.